This is a messenger RNA of Galeopterus variegatus (Sunda flying lemur), 2758 nucleotides long. RefSeq names its product solute carrier family 6 (neurotransmitter transporter), member 4 (gene SLC6A4). Gene Ontology annotation, cellular component: neuron projection; plasma membrane. The transcript is spliced from 15 exons. Gene Ontology annotation, molecular function: serotonin:sodium:chloride symporter activity; serotonin binding. The record is from RefSeq and is a predicted model, not a curated record. Gene Ontology annotation, biological process: sodium ion transmembrane transport; serotonin uptake. NCBI's taxonomy places the organism in Eukaryota, Metazoa, Chordata, Mammalia, Dermoptera, Cynocephalidae. The coding region runs from base 289 to 2181 and encodes 630 amino acids.
AACUAAGCGAAAACCUCUCUCGAUGCAGAAGCAUGAGUUCUCUCAAAGUUCACAGAGGGGAAGAAGAAUCAGAGAGAGGGCUUUCCUGGAUGGGAGGUGACCCUGCCCGCCACUGUUGCAGAUUAACAAGUGGCUCAGCCACAGGAGUUGCUGGGGAGUGGCGAGAAAAAUGAAUGAGCUCUCAAUCCCAUUGAUAUAAAGCUCUGACAAGAUCCACAAAUUUGAGCACCAAGAAUUCAGUCUGGGUCCUUGGCAGAUGGGCAUCAAUAUCAUUUACUAACCAGCAGGAUGGAGACCACACCCUUGAAUUCUCAGGAGGAGCUGUCAGCAUGUAAGGAUGGAGAAGAUUGCCAGGAAAAUGGAGUUCUACAGAAGGGUGUCCCUAUCCCAGGGGAUAAAGCAGAGUCCAGCCAAAUAUCUAACGGGUACUCAGCAGUUCCAAACCCUGGUGCAGAAGAUGACAGUCGGCACUCUAUCUCAGCUGCCACCACCACCCUAGUGGCUGAGGUUCAUCAGGGUGAACGGGAGACCUGGGGCAAGAAGAUGGAUUUCCUCCUCUCAGUUAUUGGCUAUGCCGUGGACCUGGGCAACGUCUGGCGCUUUCCCUACAUCUGUUACCAGAAUGGAGGGGGGGCGUUCCUCCUCCCCUACACCAUCAUGGCCAUUUUUGGGGGCAUCCCACUCUUUUACAUGGAGCUCGCUCUGGGUCAGUACCACCGAAAUGGAUGCAUUUCCAUAUGGAGGAAAAUCUGCCCAAUUUUCAAAGGGAUUGGUUACGCCAUCUGCAUCAUUGCUUUUUACAUCGCCUCCUACUACAACACCAUCAUGGCCUGGGCACUCUACUACCUCAUCUCCUCCUUCACGGACCGGCUGCCCUGGACCAGCUGCAAGAACUCCUGGAACACUGGCAACUGCACCAACUACUUCUCCAAGGACAACAUCACCUGGACACUUCACUCCACGUCACCUGCUGAAGAAUUUUACAUGCGGCAUGUCCUACAGAUCCACCGGUCAAAGGGACUCCAGGACCUGGGAGCCAUCAGCUGGCAGCUUGCCCUCUGCAUCAUGCUCAUCUUUACGGUUAUCUACUUCAGCAUCUGGAAAGGCGUCAGAUCAUCUGGCAAGGUGGUGUGGGUGACAGCCACCUUCCCUUACAUCAUCCUUUCUAUCCUGCUGGUGAGGGGGGCCACCCUCCCUGGGGCCUGGAGGGGUGUUGUCUUCUACUUGAAACCCAACUGGCAGAAACUCCUGGAGACAGGGGUGUGGGUGGAUGCUGCUGCCCAGAUCUUCUUCUCUCUUGGUCCAGGCUUUGGGGUUCUACUGGCUUUUGCUAGCUACAACAAAUUCAACAACAACUGUUACCAAGAUGCCCUGGUGACCAGUGUGGUGAACUGCAUGACUAGCUUCGUUUCGGGAUUUGUCAUCUUCACGGUGCUUGGGUAUAUGGCUGAGAUGAGGAACGAAGAUGUGUCUGAGGUGGCCAGAGAUGCAGGCCCCAGCCUCCUCUUCAUCACAUAUGCAGAAGCCAUAGCCAACAUGCCAGCGUCCACUUUCUUUGCCAUCAUUUUCUUCCUGAUGUUGAUCACACUGGGCUUGGACAGCACGUUUGCAGGCUUGGAGGGGGUGAUCACAGCUGUGCUGGAUGAGUUUCCGCACAUCUGGGCCAAGCGCCGGGAAUGGUUUGUGCUCGCCGUGGUCAUUACCUGCUUCUUUGGAUCCCUGAGUACCCUGACUUUUGGAGGGGCCUACGUGGUGAAGCUGCUGGAGGAGUACGCCACGGGCCCCGCGGUGCUCACCGUCGUGCUCAUAGAAGCCAUCGCUGUGUCUUGGUUCUAUGGCAUCACUCAGUUCUGCAGUGACGUGAAGGAAAUGCUUGGCUUCAGCCCAGGAUGGUUUUGGAGGCUCUGCUGGGUAACCGUCAGUCCUUUGUUUCUCCUGUUCAUCAUUUGCAGCUUUUUGAUGAGCCCACCACAGCUACGACUUUUCCAAUAUAAUUAUCCCCACUGGAGUGUCAUCCUGGGUUACUGCAUAGGAACUUCAUCUUUCAUCUGCAUCCCCACCUAUAUAACUUAUAGGCUGAUCAUCACUCCAGGAACAUUUAAAGAGCGUAUUAUUAAAAGUAUUACUCCAGAAACACCCACAGAAGUUCCCUGUGGGGACAUCCGCUUGAAUGCUGUGUAACAUCCUUCAGUGAGAAGAAAAAGGCUCCCCAACAACCUCUUUUAGUUCUGAGGAGUCAUGUCUCGCCUUCUCUUCAAGUGAAUGAGUUUCCAGCUAAGUCUGAUGAUGGAAGGGCCUUCUCCAAAGAGACACAGUCCCAAAAGACUAUGGUGCCCAGACUCUUAUGGCCGCCAGCCACUUCCUUCCAUGAAAUCUCCUGGAUGUUUUACCACGUUAGACUGUUAUGAAACUGAACUGUCCUAUUUUGGAUGUGUGAGGGUGUGUGUGGAGGUGAUGAAAACCACCCUAUCAUCAGUUAGGAUCAGGUUUAAAGUCAAGUCUGUGAACAUCUCCUGUAUCAUUUCUUGGUGUGAUCAACCAUUGGUAUCUGACAUCUGUUUGUUUCUAAAUGUUUCACUGUUCAUGAAUGCGUUAAACCACGUAGGAGAAAACAGGGAUGCUGUCUUGCCAUAUAUUUUCUGAGUAGCGUAGAAUUGUAUAGUUGGACUCUGCUAGAACCCUCUAAUCUGUGUGCUGCUGUGGAGUCAGGAAAGGAAGAUGUAAGAAGCUAAACUGAAAAAUAAUGUGUACGUGUGCA